This is a messenger RNA of Brassica oleracea var. oleracea, 714 nucleotides long. Its product is annotated as succinate dehydrogenase subunit 6, mitochondrial. Bases 117 to 533 code for a protein of 138 amino acids. The transcript has 3 exons. Lineage: Eukaryota; Viridiplantae; Streptophyta; Magnoliopsida; Brassicales; Brassicaceae. The record is from RefSeq and is a predicted model, not a curated record.
UAUGUGAGCGGCGUAGAGGAGUGAUAUGCUCGUCUCCGAGCGAAAGCAAUUGUUUGUUUUGUUUAUCGAUUUCGAUCUGAGGAAAGAAAGAAAAAAAGUGGGGAGAAGAAUCAAAGAUGGGAGAUUCGAGUUCAUUUGUGGAUGGAAUCAAGGGGUUCUGGGAGGAGAGGUUGUCGUUCCUGGAGAAUUACACGAGGUUCACCAAACGCGAUACGCCUCUUCCUUCUUGGUCUUCCUCCGACGUUGAAGAGUUUAUAGCUUCCGAUCCCCUUCAUGGACCCACCCUGAAAACUGCUAGGGAAGCUGCUACUUUUGGUGUUACCGGAGCUGCUCUUGGAGCUGUUUCUACUGCCGCUUUUGCCUGGAAAUACUCGAGGAGUCCACAUGGUACUGCAUUGUCCUUCUUAGGAGGAGGUGUUUUCGGUUGGACCUUUGGGCAAGAAGUCGCCAACCACACCUUGCAACUCUAUAAGUUGGACACAAUGGCGGCUCAAGUUACGUUCAUGGAAUGGUGGGAGCGCAAGUCUCAAUGAAGGUUUUGAAUCCAAAAUAACAAAGACGCUUCCUAUCUUGCAAACAGCUUGAAAUGCAAUAAUAGUUAAAUCCAUUUCCAGACUUUAUCUUUUCAACCUUUUUAUUACGUUCUCAAUCUUGGAACAUGUUUUGUUUUCCUUUGUCUCAAUAAUACAACACGCCCCAAGAGUGUUUUGAAAA